AUGGCCGCCUCUCGUGUCUUCGCUCAGCGCCUGGCCUCGACCAUGAAGGUCGCUCGCCCUGCCGCCCGCAUCCAGGCCCGUACCCUCACCACCCAGCGCAUGGCCACCCCCUUCCAGACCAUCAAGCGCCAGCAGCCCUCCAUGAUCCAGGCCUCCGCCCGCCAGGCCUUCGGUGCCCGCCGCCAGUACUCCUCUGAGAUCGCCGACGCCAUGGUCCAGGUCUCCCAGAACAUCGGUAUGGGCUCUGCUGCCAUCGGUCUCGGUGGUGCCGGUAUCGGUAUCGGUGUUGUCUUCGGUUCCCUCCUCCUUGCUGUGUCCCGCAACCCUGCUCUCCGCGGCCAGCUCUUCUCCUACGCCAUUCUUGGUUUCGCCUUCGUCGAGGCCAUCGGUCUGUUCGACCUCAUGGUUGCCAUGAUGUGCAAGUACGUUUAA
Aspergillus mulundensis is the source of this 432-nucleotide messenger RNA. RefSeq names its product ATP synthase subunit C family protein. Gene Ontology annotation, molecular function: proton transmembrane transporter activity. The transcript has a single exon. Gene Ontology annotation, biological process: proton transmembrane transport; proton motive force-driven ATP synthesis. The record is from RefSeq and is a predicted model, not a curated record. Lineage: Eukaryota; Fungi; Ascomycota; Eurotiomycetes; Eurotiales; Aspergillaceae. The coding region runs from base 1 to 432 and encodes 143 amino acids.